Messenger RNA from Nelumbo nucifera (sacred lotus), 807 nucleotides. RefSeq names its product thioredoxin H2-like. The record is from RefSeq and is a predicted model, not a curated record. Lineage: Eukaryota; Viridiplantae; Streptophyta; Magnoliopsida; Proteales; Nelumbonaceae.
CCACAUCAAUUAAAGAAAAAGGUCCCCGGCUUGAUUCUUAUGCUCCAAGUUUUUCGUUGUAACUUUCAUCAAUUAAAGAAAAGGACAUCGCCACUGAGGCACUGACAUUCGCGCCUAUAAAGGGAUCAUCCCGCCCAGACGAACUCCAGCAAGCUUUUCUUCUAUCUUACUUGCGAUCGUCCCUUCGGCGCUGAGCGUCUGACGACUUUGGAGUUUGAAUUUAGGAGUCAGAGAAGAAUCAGGGAGAAGGAAGGGAGGUGGGUCGACAUUUUGUAUUUUGUUGAAGAAAGGAAGAAAGAGAGAUCGAUUCAUCUUCAAAAAAAGAAAAAACAGAUGGGUUCAUCUUUCUCUGACAUGCAAGAUGUGUUCCCUGCCGGCAAUGGUGGCAAUAGUCCACUUUCAUCGAAGGCGUCUCGCAUCGUCGCAUUCCAUUCCACAAAACGAUGGAAAGCUCACUUCGACUCCUGCAAAAAUUCCACUAAGCUGAUGGUGAUCUAUUUCACGGCGUCGUGGUGCGGGCCUUGUCGAUCCAUGGAACCAGCACUCGACGAGUUCGCUGCCAAAUACACAGACGACGUGGAGUUCGUCAAGAUCGAUGUCGAUGAAUUAAUGGGGGUGUCGGAUGAAUUUGGGGUGCAUGCCAUGCCAACCUUCAUACUGAUUAAACAGGGGAAAGAAGUUGACAAGGUUGUAGGUGCCAAGAAAGAUGAACUGGAGAAGAAGAUCCUCAAACACAGGGCCCAAGCCCAUGUUCAGUCCUAUUGAAGCCCAUCUUAUCUCACAUGACCCAGCCCGUCACUCAAUAAA